Messenger RNA from Brassica oleracea var. oleracea, 1487 nucleotides. RefSeq lists its product as uncharacterized. Bases 143 to 1312 code for a protein of 389 amino acids. Gene Ontology annotation, molecular function: protein binding. Lineage: Eukaryota; Viridiplantae; Streptophyta; Magnoliopsida; Brassicales; Brassicaceae. The transcript is spliced from 15 exons. The record is from RefSeq and is a predicted model, not a curated record.
GUUAUCAUACUUCCUCCUCACCGGUCCGAUCACGGCGGAGCUCGCUCACCCUCUUCUCAUCGUCAUUGAAGUUUCUCCGAGGUGCUUGCUCGGCCGUUACAGUUCAUCACUUCUCUUUAGCGAAUUUCAAUAGCAGAGGAGGAUGUUCAUGACACUAGCGGCUGCUAACGCCGUCUCGUUCAACUCAAAGCUUAUCUUGUUUCGAAUUCGCUGCUCGGAUUCUAGCCCUAAGCGCGGAUUUGGCUCUAAAAAGGAAGAGAAAGAUCCAUCGUUACUGCAAAGGAAACCAUCUUCGAAACAGCCUGUCUCUGCUCCCAGAAAGGCACCUGGUUUGAAUUCUCAGUUCGAAGGCAAACCUGGUCGGUCUUUCGAUGUAGACUUUGAGGAACGUCUUGAAAACAUUCGAAGGUCAGCUCUUGAGAAGAAAAAGACACAAGUAGUUAAUGAGUUUGGUCCGAUAGACUAUGAUGCACCUGCACCAGUCCAGACAGAUCAGAAAACAAUUGGUCUCGGUGCCAAGGUUGGAGUUGGCAUUGCUGUUGUUGUCUUUGGUUUAGUUUUUGCUCUUGGAGACUUUCUUCCCACAGGAAGUGAUAGUCCAACCGAGAAGACCUCGGUGGUUAAAAAUAAAAUUUCAGAGGAGGAGAAAGCCACGCUUCAGCAAAGGCUCAAAGAGUUUGAAACAACUCUCGAUGGGGCUCCUAAUGAUCAAACUGCUCUAGAGGGCGCAGCUGUAACACUGACUAAUCUGGGAGAGUAUUCACGGGCUGCUACGCUUCUUGAGAAAUUGGCUAAGGAGAGACCAACUGACCCUGAUGUCUUUCGGUUGCUUGGAGAAGUAAAUUUUGAACUUAAGAACUAUGAAGGCAGUAUCGCUGCUUACAAAAUUUCUGAAAAGGUUUCUAAAGGCAUUGAUCUUGAAGUCACACGAGGCCUCAUGAACGCUUAUCUAGCUGCUAAGAAACCAGACGAGGCUGUCAAAUUUCUUCUGGAUACUCGCGAACGAUUGAAUACAAGGAAAACUAGCACAGCAGACAGUGUUCCCGCUGAAACUGAACCAGAUCUAGACCCAAUUCAGGUUGAGUUGCUUCUUGGAAAAGCUUAUUCAGACUGGGGACAUAUCAGCGACGCUAUAGCUGUUUAUGAUCGGCUUAUCACUGACCAUCCUGAAGACUUCCGAGGUUACUUGGCUAAGGGAAUUAUACUGAAAGAAAAUGGAAGCAGAGGAGAUGCAGAGAGAAUGUUCAUCCAGGCACGGUUUUUCGCACCAGACAAAGCCAAGGCCUUUGUGGAUAGAUAUUCCAAACUGUGAUCAGUAGCUGCUUUUGUAUAUAUUUACGCACAUUGGCUUGUCCUUUUUGCAACCUAACUUUACAGCCGAAGUUGUAACAAGAUAAAUUUCCAAGGUGAAUAAGAUUCAUCUGCGAAAAUUACCUCGAGAAAGAUGGGUGAAUAAAUCUGUACAACACAAAUAUUAUCAACAUGAA